UUUGCUAACGACACAUUAUAUCGACAAUAAGACAAAUUGUUACGUAUGAUAUAUAUCAGACCUAAGGUUGCUACGCAAUAUUUCUCGAGGUAGCCAUUCUAUUCCACCUUCGGAAAAUUUGUUAUCGUGGAAAUGCAAAGUACAAUAUUUUGUGAAUGUAUUUUGUUUCUGAUCACGUGUGUCACGUUUUAGAACAGUUAAUGUAUGUGUGUUAUUCGUAAAGAAACGUACAGAUCAGCGGAGCAGAGAGUGUUGUACAGUUUCCGUGCGAAUUUCGUGAGCAACGUGACGUACAACAAACAUUCAAGCGAUGUCUCUGCAACAGUGGGUGCACAUACGACAUAAAAUCGAUAUACCAUGGAAGACUUUUAUUAGGGAGUCUUCCAGUGUUCAGGACAAGUCCCCGGAGAGAUACAUUCAUCAGUUGGCCUUCCAGGGGAACGAAGCGAAAGCUGCCUAUGAAGAAAUUAUUUAUGAAAGUAAUAGCAGUGCAGCAGUGACCAGAUUGAAGUAUUUAAAGUCAAAGACUGUUGGAAGCCAAAGCAACUCCGGCAUAAAUUCGGCUUCUAUCAAUGCGCAGUCCAAGAGAACCAUAGUCCCUGAAGAUGUCCUGGCGAAAGUCACGAUCAACACAUUGUUGAAGGCAGUGGAGCAGAAGGACUUGAAGUUUCUCCAGAAACAUAUGACAUCAGAAAAUGUGAAUGUGUCUGAUGACUUUGGAUGGACCCCACUGAUGUCCGCUGCCUAUUGCGGUCAUUUGGAGAUUGUACAAUUCUUACUGAAUCUCGGGGCUAACAAGAGAACCAGAGACAGAUCUGGACUCACCGCAGCCCAAUUAGCUUUGAAGAAGAAUUACCUAAGCAUAGUUGCAUUACUCAAGAAAAAGACUGAAUCAGUAAACAAUAAUAAUCAAUCAUCUGUGAACAUACCUAAGUCGAAUAAUGCAAAUGCUCUACCAAUGAGACCAAUGUCUAUAGACUCUUCGAAGAAUCACGACAGGGACGUCCGCAACGUUACAGAGGAGAGGGCACAGUCGCAACAGAAUACAGCAUUUUACUGCGAAAUCUGUAAAGCACUCUUUCAAGAGGCGACUACGCAAAAACACGAGACCUCCACCUUGCACAUCUUCAAUACGAAGCCCAAAUUGAAGCACGCGAUGUACGGAAUAUCGAAGCAAAGCAAAGGAUACAAAAUGCUUCUGAAUACCGGUUGGGACGAGGAAGUUGGUCUUGGGCCUUCAGGAAAGGGAAUAAAAUAUCCAAUUAAAACAUGUUUGAAAAUAGACCGCAAAGGAUUAGGACAACCGGUGGAAAGUGAAUACAGAGUCACUCAUUUCAAGCCAGGCGAUACAACUGCCAUUAACGGCGCUAAAGUACCCAAGCAGAAACCAUUAAAAAAAAGGGAUAGAGAAAGAUUACUUCACAGAGAGGCUAGGAAAGAAAGGGCUCUACGUAUUGCACUAUCUUAAAAUUAGAUAUAAAUAAUUUUAUAAAUAUGAAUGUGGCGUUUUUAUCUAAAGAGAUUCAUUGCAAUGAAAAUAAUUGUUAUUGUUCUUAUAUAUUCAUGCUUAUGAGUGAUCACGAGAAAAUAUUGGAACACUUAGAACAAGUUGAAUAUAAAGCUGGUGAGAUUCUCACUGAUCUCGACGAGAUAGUCGCUCUAGAUAAACGAAGGAACGAUGAUCGCGUUGGAAUGAGAUCCCUAGAAAAAGAGCCGUGUA
Odontomachus brunneus is the source of this 1720-nucleotide messenger RNA. RefSeq names its product G patch domain and ankyrin repeat-containing protein 1 homolog. NCBI's taxonomy places the organism in Eukaryota, Metazoa, Arthropoda, Insecta, Hymenoptera, Formicidae. Gene Ontology annotation, molecular function: nucleic acid binding; protein binding. The transcript has 2 exons. The record is from RefSeq and is a predicted model, not a curated record. The coding region runs from base 311 to 1468 and encodes 385 amino acids.